This is a messenger RNA of Morchella importuna, 432 nucleotides long. RefSeq lists its product as uncharacterized. The transcript is spliced from 3 exons. Gene Ontology annotation, biological process: mitotic cell cycle; attachment of spindle microtubules to kinetochore. Gene Ontology annotation, cellular component: DASH complex; mitotic spindle pole body; mitotic spindle. The record is from RefSeq and is a predicted model, not a curated record. Bases 1 to 432 code for a protein of 143 amino acids. Lineage: Eukaryota; Fungi; Ascomycota; Pezizomycetes; Pezizales; Morchellaceae.
AUGUCGAACUAUCCAAAUCGUUACUCCCAGCACUUUCGCCAACCUUCUGCUUCAACCUCCGCCUCGGGGUCACCAGCCCUGGUGGCGAGGAUAAAUGAAAAGAAGCAGGAACUUGAGAACUUGAUGGCGCUACGAGAUCUAUCCGCUGGGCUAGCUAAGCAGAUGGAAGAAUUGGAGGGAAAGCUAGCAACGUUGACUGACGGAACCGAGGCUGUUGCUGCGGUCUUGUCGAACUGGCAUAAUGUUCUCAGGGCAAUUGCUAUGGCUUCUUCGAAAAUUCCCCAACCUAAAGAAGAAGCCGAAGAGGACAACCCAUUUGCGCCGAAGCCAAAACAAGAAAAACAGGAAGAACAUGACGGACUACGACGAGACGAGAACGGUGUUCUAAUGCCGCAGACUUUGGUCAGAAUUCCAGUACUUCCGCAAAAGUGA